This is a messenger RNA of Sorghum bicolor (sorghum), 1774 nucleotides long. RefSeq names its product protein REVEILLE 8. The transcript has 8 exons. NCBI's taxonomy places the organism in Eukaryota, Viridiplantae, Streptophyta, Magnoliopsida, Poales, Poaceae. The coding region runs from base 53 to 1426 and encodes 457 amino acids. The record is from RefSeq and is a predicted model, not a curated record. Gene Ontology annotation, molecular function: DNA binding.
CCCCCCGCUCGGACUUGCACCAGCGCGGCUCCCGCCUCGUGAAGCGGCGGAAAUGCCACUCCGCCAAGCCUUGCCACUUCCAUGCAACUGCCGACUGCCAACCAACCAGCCAACCGUGGCUACUACACCUACGCACUCGCCGAUCUCGCCCCGCCUAAAUCUUAGGCAGCCGCAGUCCGCAGUCGGCAGCGCCGCACGGCCAUUUUCCGCUCGUGGCCCAACCCAACUGCCGCCGGCCGGCCGGCCGGCCGCCGAUCCACGAAUGGUGACUGAACAACACGAGCUAGCUAGCUGUCCCAUCCCAACUCCAGAUGGAUCCUGCUUCUCUUCUUCCUUGCCAUGCUCGAGUCGACUGUAUCGUAUUGUAUAUAUACCUGGCCGUGCUUUUGGGGAUGGCGAUCGAUGCCCAUUCGUUCCCAUCUGCUGCUGCUGCUGCUGCUGCUGGUUCGUGGAGAGGGAUUAUUCGAGAGGGUCGUCGUCGUCGUCGUCCAUGGACAGCAACGAGAUGCCCGGGAAGAAGGCGAGGAAGCCCUACACCAUCACCAAGCCCCGGGAGCGCUGGAGCACCGAGGAGCACGGCCGCUUCGUCGACGCGCUGCUCAUGUUUGGGCGCGACUGGAAGAAGAUCGAGGAGCAUGUCGGCACCAAGACAACCAUCCAGAUACGGAGCCAUGCCCAGAAGUACUUCCUCAAGGUCCAGAAGCUCGGGCUAGCCGCCGGGCUGCCGCCGAUGUACCCGAGGCGCCACUUCGCCAUGCAGCAGCAGGAACAGCAGCAGACCACGGUGGCCGGUAGCAGCGCGGCUGCGGCCGCCAUGCCAUUGCUUCACGGCCUGCAGCAGCAGCAACCUAUGUGCGCGCCGGUCGCCAUGCCAGGUCUGUCCGAGUCCGACGCCGUCGCUCACGGUUCUUCCAUCGGCUGGAACAGCCCCGGCGUCCUUCCUGCACCCAGCAGCGAGAUGCAAGGCUUGGACUGGGCAGCAGGCCCGUCAGCUUCAGGGACAGCACCACUGAUGAACACCGACGCGCAGAGCCAGAUUGUGCCAUUGGCCGGUGGCGGCCGGUUCAUUGGGGCGCCGAGCUUGAGCAGCACCAGCAUAGAUUGGGCUGGCAGUGGCAGCAGCAACGCAAGCGAAGCGUCAGCGAUCGGUGCCGUGCAUGAUGAACCGAUCGAGCUUCCAUUAUCACCCGAGGAUCUGCCAUUUGCGCAGGUGUACAGGUUCGUCGGCGACAUGUUCGACCCCAACACGCCGAUCCCAGUAGAAACCCAUCUGCAGAAACUGAAGGAGCUGGACGACAUCACCGUCAAGACAAUCUUGCUGGUGCUGAGAAACCUCGAGAACAACCUGUCAGCGCCUCAGUUCGAGCCCGUGAGAAGGUUACUGUCAACGUAUGAUCCGACAAGAGGCGUGUCUGGCCAAUUGUAGAGCGCAGCUCCUUGAGACGGUCUGGGGAGUGGGGGAGGCGCAACUAACACAAAUAGAUGGAUGGACGUUCAGCACUUCAGGUGCUGCACGAAUGACAGAAAGAGAGGCUGAAACUCAAAUAGACAGACACCGAUAUGCCUGGUUUUCAGGCUGACAUACGUACGCUAGAAGAUGUUAACAAUUCUUUUGGAAAUUCGCGGCUGUCUAUAAAAAAGCACUUACUUUUUUACUACCAUGUACCGAUUGUUAAGGACUUGUUGAGUAGUCCACAUCCUUGAUUCUUCUAGCCUUCUUUUGUAAAACUCGCGUGUCGAUUCAGAUGAAAGCUUGAAAUUCGUUUGGCAACAA